AUGGAUGGAGUGCGAUGCCUUCUGGUCAGGUCCGCGUCUACUGCUGUUCGACAUGUUCCUCGCCAAGCGAACAAGGCUGCCCAUCGCAUUGCCCGCUUCAGUCUGCGCGAUCAAAGUUUGUCGUUCUGGUUGGAUGUGGGUCCUUUGUGGCUUAUGGAUGCUGUUUAUGAUGAUUGGCACGAGCCUACUGUCGUUUGA
Messenger RNA from Prunus armeniaca (apricot), 198 nucleotides. The record is from the annotation of a GenBank genome assembly. NCBI's taxonomy places the organism in Eukaryota, Viridiplantae, Streptophyta, Magnoliopsida, Rosales, Rosaceae.